Messenger RNA from Halichondria panicea, 2409 nucleotides. RefSeq lists its product as uncharacterized. Gene Ontology annotation, biological process: protein phosphorylation. NCBI's taxonomy places the organism in Eukaryota, Metazoa, Porifera, Demospongiae, Suberitida, Halichondriidae. Bases 108 to 2321 code for a protein of 737 amino acids. The transcript has 6 exons. Gene Ontology annotation, molecular function: protein binding; ATP binding; protein serine/threonine kinase activity. The record is from RefSeq and is a predicted model, not a curated record.
AUAGUAGAGGAAGAGGGCGUAUCUUGUUAGCUGCUGUUUUUCUAGUUUUCUGUAUCAUGCUGUGAAGAUACUGUACUGUACAGAGCCUCUGGAUUAUUAUCAAGAAGAUGUCUGACUAUCUCACAAUAGCAGAUCUAGGAAAACUAUACAUAGCUACGUUUGAUGCUCGAAUCAAGUGGAGAAACUUCUUGCUGGUUCUUGAGGUAUCCUCUGAUACCAUCGACAGCAUUGGUACAAAAUGGCAAAACAAUCCUGAUGACUGCUAUCGUGAGGGUUUGAAAGAAUGGCUGAAAGGUGGUGAGAGAAGCUGGGAAGAUGUUGUCAAAGCUUUGUCAAGUCCUAUUGUGGGCCACGUUCACAUAGCCAGGACCAUCGAGAAAGAUCAUCUACAGUCUACUGAUGCAAGCAAUCCUACUGAUGUGAAGUCAGAGGUUGACCAAAAUCACCAGGAUAUCAAUGACGAUUUGACUGUUUUCCUAGACCAACGACUUGGUAAAGGUGCAUUUGGAGCAGUCUUCAAAGGCAGCUACAAGGGCGAGAUUUGUGCAGUCAAAGUGCUGCUUCACGACGCUAUGGAGAUGCAGGCAAGUAUUUCAAUCGGCAAAAACGAAGAAGCUAGCGAUGCAAUUGAUCGUGAAAGUGAUUUUCUCAAGUCGUUCCAGCACCCAAACGUUGUUCAGUUUUUGUCGACAGCCAAGCACCCCAAAUCAGGGAGUACAAUCCUUGUUGUUGAGCUGAUGGAUUGCAAUUUGAGAUCCUAUUUCUCCAGCCUUGAUGAAGAGUCCCUCACUAGCGAAUGUGAAAUUAGCCUCUCCAAUGACAUGGCUUGUGGUCUGGCCUACAUUCACAGCAAGCAGAUUAUCCACCGUGACCUCUGUGGUGAUAACGUCUUGCUGAAGCUUACACGACCAGUGCCUGUUGCAAAGAUAUCCGACUUUGGCAUGUCACGGCUAUACGAUCCCUCCAAGCUUAGCCACACCCUCACAGCCAUUGGUAACCGUAUGGGGUAUCUACCUCUCGAGGCUAUUCGAUUGGACAAGGAUAAUUACGAUAAUAGCUUGGAUGUGUUCUCUCUUGGGGCAAUUAUGAUGCAGAUUGUUUGCAAGCUGAAGACGAUCAAAUCUGUGGAAGAUCGAUCAUUCCAUGUUGCCCAGAUACCUCACACACACAGGUUGAGGAAGCUUAUCGACAGUUGUUUGCAAGAAGACAUGAGGAGGAGACCAUCUGCCAGGGACAUCUAUACUUACCUGACAACAAGCUCGGACCCAGUGGAGGCAACAAAGAAGGAGUCAAAGGACACUGAACAAGUCAAGAAGGCGCACAAGGAACAGACUGAGCACAAAGAUGCUGAGCUGGUCAGGAGAGACGCCAUCAUUCAACAGCAGAGACAGGGUCCCCCUCCCAGAGAGUUGAGACUUCCACUCACUCUGAAAUGGAGAAGAGGAAAAGACAUGCCAAUCAAGAUGGGUUCCACGGUACAGAGUGUUGUUAUCGGUGACACGGUGUAUGUUGGUGGAGGGCGUGCAGGCAAUGAUCGUGACAAGUGUACAGUGAUGAAGCUCGAGCAAGAUCAAUGGACCAAACUACCAGAGUACACUGCCAAGUGGUUCGCUAUGACAUCACUCGCUAAUCGACUAGUGCUGGUGGGAGGACAGGAUCCAAGAAACAACAAACGCACCAAUCAGCUUGCAGUUUUUGAAGCAGGGGAAUGGACUCACCCGUACCAACCAAUGAACAUUGCUCGUUGUUCCUCAGCAGCUGUCUCCUUCAACAACCACAUCAUUGUAGCUGGUGGGUAUGAUGAUAAAGGACGUACCUCCUCUGUGGAGGUGUUGGAUGUGGCAUCAAGAAGAUGGUACAUUGCUCAGUCACUACCUAACCCACGAUCAGAUCUGAAAUCGACUCUCAUAGGAAACACCCUCUUCCUAAUGGGAGGGUGGGAUCACACUGUGAGUAGUUCAACCAAGACAGUGCAUCACGCCGACCUCGAUGAACUCAUUGCAAAUGCCCUUUCCAACAUGGACACACCCACUCUCUGGCAGACCUUACAGGAAGUACCACUCGAGUGGUCAGCUCCUCUCAGUAUUGGGAGGUCACUAUUAGCCGUUGGUGGAGCGGACGACAGAUUCAACCCAAGUUCAUCGAUCCACCUCUACCAGCCUGACACCAGGAGGUGGGUGAAAGUGGGAGACCUGCCUACUGGACGAUACUACUGCACAUGCUCAGUACUUCCUAGUGGAGAGGUCAUUGUAGCCGGAGGACAGACAUAUUCAUUUGUUUAUAUUCAAACUGUUGAUUUCUUCUUUAUAAGUGCUAAUUAGUUAUUUUGUUAAUUGUUUCUCUUUAAUUGUGCGAUGAGUUUAUAACGAUAUUGUUUAUCAUGUUGAGAAAAUUAAGUUGCAACAGAAU